AUGGAGCAACUAAAGGUGUUUGAGAUUUUCUUUUACGAUGGAAGUGGUGUAUUUUACAGUGGUAACAUAAUUCAAGGCUACGUCACAGUAGAGUUGACAGAGCCAAUGAAAAUGAGAGGUUUGUAACAAUAAAUUAACUAGUUAACAAAACCAAAAACACCAAGGGCGUUAUAGUUAUAUUAGUUAAUAAAUUCAAAGGAUUAUGCAUGACAUUAGGGCCCCUGACAUUAGGGCCCCUGACAUUAGGGCCCCUGACAUUAGGGCCCCUGACAUUAGGGCCCCUGACAUUAGGGCCCCUGACAUUAGGGCCCCUGACAUUAGGGCCCCUGACAUUAGGGCCCCUGACAUUAGGGCCCCUGUUUAAAAAUACAAAUGAUUCAGAUAAGAAUUUUAGCAGAUUGUGUGAUUUUAAUUUCAUUUUAAAGGAAUAAAGUUGAACUUUGUGGGAAAAGCUUACACCCGCUUUGUGUCAAAGACUUCCAAUGCCACUCACUCCGGCACUGAGAAAUACUUUGACCAAGAAGUUCUCUUAUUUGGACCAGGUAGGCUACUUAGCUUAUAAACAUAAUUUUAAUAGGGAUUAAUUACACAUUUUUAAAUACAUGUAACAAACGAUUCAUUCUAAUAAUUCUAAUCGUCCUUGACGAAAGCAACCGUCUUUUUCAAAACCAAAAUCAACAAAACAAAAUCAACAUGGUGGAGUCAAAGAAUUUGAUGUCAGUCAGAUGAGAAUGUAAUCACUCAACUUGUGUCCAAUUAUAUAUUUUUUUUAAUUAUUGUCUUAUAGAAAGGGAUAAUUUGCUUUGUUGGCAGGCUCAGGACAAGGUAGAGGCACCAGAGAAUUACAAGCUGGAAGGCAGACGUUUCCAUUUCAGUUUGGGUUGCCACAAGGUCUCCCUUCUUCGUAUGAGUCAAAAGCCGGCCAUGUGAGGUAUACUGUUAAAAGUACCAUUGACAGGCCAUGGAAAUUCGAUCAAAAGACUAAGCGGGUCUUCACUAUCGUCAGUGUCUUAGAUCUCAACAUGCAACCCAAUACCAUGGUAACACGACAUGUCGUCAGUGUCUUAGAUCUCAACAUGCAACCCAAUACCAUGGUAACACGACAUGUCGUCAGUGUCUUAGAUCUCAACAUGCAACCCAAUACCAUGGUAACACAUUUGUUAAAAAGCUAUGUUAACUCAGUCAAGAUUUUUUAAAGAAUUUAAAUAGUUAAUUGUCUUAUAAUCGUGUUUUUUUUUUUUUUUUUUUUUUUUUUUUUUAUAUUUUUUGAGAUGCCAUGUUCGUUUGGACAUGAAAGGUAUCAAGACUUAAAAAUCAAGACUUAAAAAUCAAGAUUGACAAGAUCUCCAUUUUAUAUCAUAAGUCAGUCAAAUACAUUAUUGCUGAAUUUCCUUUUAGUGACGUCAUCAAUGUGCAUUCGGUGAAUGUUAUAUUUCAUAUUUUUAUAGUCACGACUCCAAGAAACAAACCAGAAAUAUUUGUGCUGCAUUUGUUGUACAUCUGGGCCAAUCGAGGCGACUUUUCACAUCGACAGAAUGGGUUAUGUUCCAGGAGAAGCUCUUAAGCUUUAUGCCGAAAUCAUUAACGGAGUAAGUAAAAUAAUGGAUAAAUCAUUUGUUGAUCUAAAAAUGGUCAUGAUUUUCUGAUAAAUGCAACAAGAAUUUUUUUUUUAUUUUCUUCAUGUUUUCGAUGACCAGUUAUGAAAUAGGAUAUACCUGAUACGUCUUCAAAUUUUAUUUUUGAUAAACUGGAAUGAGUGGGACUAUGAAAAUUUACUAAAGACUACUUUUUAAUUGUUCAAUUUAUUUUAAAUCCUUUUGAAAUUCCAUAUCAAAUUUGAUCAUCUUUUUCAUUUGAUCAAGGAGACAAUAUAUCAUGACAGUUAUACGGGGAUUGUACAUUCCAAAACCAAAACAUAUGAAGUGGCUCGGCUUACUCGGCCAGAGAUUGCAUGUCACAGCAAAGACAACUGGACAGGAGAACCGCUGGUAGUUCCACCCUUGCCGCCAUGUUUCCUUGUGGGUUGCAACGUAAUUGACAUACGUUAUAUCCUACAGGUAAGAUAAAUUUAGUAUUUAUCUUGCUUUGAUAUCCGCAUCAAAAUGAAGUUAUGUCUGGAACUCUUCAGAAUACCAUAACAGAGUAGCAGAGUUUUUUAAUAUAUUAAAAAAAGCGUCAUUGGAAUGGAGAAGAGCUUCACGUCGGCAGCCAGAUUUAAUUUGCAAAGGUAAAGGGAUCUCCAUAAUGCAGUUUUGGGGAGGGAAGGGCUUCUGAUUUUUAAAGUCUAUACGGCCCUCUUAUAAUGUGUGGUCUAAUUUAUUAUAGAAAGUACUGACAUGGCUAAAACUUGUAACAUUGUUUUUUUCUGAAUUUCACUAAUAUUAUCAAUCUAAAAAAAUAAUAUUUGAAUUAAAAUAUUUUGAUUGACUGGGUUUCUUAUUUGUUUUGAUCAUUAAUUUAAAUAAUAAGAGGACUCAAUUUCUUAGAUGCCAACACCAUCACUGGGUAAAAUAAUUUUUUAUAUUGUUUUUGAUUUGGGUUUUCCUAAAGUUUACAAAUAAAUCUUUUUAAAAUUGUAUUUUUAAUCCCCAGCUGAAUGUGAUAACACAAGGAUGGGGCUUUGAACUUGAGAUACCUUUAGAGAUUAUUAUUGGUACCGUACCUCUUAGAUCUGUCGUGGAGCAAAAUCCACCAAUGCCACCACUCGGUCUCAUCAGGACCAACACGUAUGCUACGGAGACCAUUGCUCCUGGUGAAAUGUUCUAUCCC
Molecule: messenger RNA, 2769 nt
Organism: Lymnaea stagnalis (great pond snail)
Lineage: Eukaryota; Metazoa; Mollusca; Gastropoda; Lymnaeidae
Source: the annotation of a GenBank genome assembly